UUCUACUACUGGAACUCUCCCCCCUCUCUCUCGCUCUUCGUUUGUCUUGAUCUUCUGUUCCUGUAAGCGUCCACGGGAUCUGAGCUCUUAUUUUCUUCAGCGGCCCUGUAGCAAGGGUUGAUUCAUUUGAAAUCUUUCAGUUGAUCUUCUAUCGUGGAACCGAUCAACCGAGGGUUGUACAAAUUCAUUUCUUUAUCAAAUAGCCGGUGGAAACCAUGGUUGUGGAAGUCUUGGCAGCCGAUUUCACACAGGUUCCUGUUAAGGAUGGAAGCGACGAGAAAGGCAGUGCAAAACUAAAUCAGGGUUCAGGGCUCGAUGAACCGAUCAAGUUUGGUUCACAUGGAAAUGAUGGUGCCAUCAAGGCAGAGAUGGAGACCAUUUCAGAUGUCCCGAAGGAUGCUGUUGAUGAAUGGCCUGCACCCAAACAAAUUCAUACUUUUUAUUUCGUCAAGUUUCGGUCGUAUGAAGACCCAAAGCUGAGAGCCAAAAUCGAACUGGCUGACAAGGAGCUUCAGAAAAGGACUCAAUCCCGAAUUCAGAUCAACGACUCCAUAAGAGCAAAGAGGGCAGAACGAGCACAGGUUAUUGCACAAUUGAAACCUUUAACUGCUGAGGACAAGCGAUAUAGGUCCAUUGUGGAUGAGAAGAGGAAGGAAAUGGAACCUCUGCAACAGGCUCUUGGAAAGUUGCGUAGUGCAAACAAUGCAAACCGAGAGAGGGGUGUUGGUUUGUGUUCAUCUGAAGCAGAGCUUAAUGAUCUUAUCCAGAGCUUGCAUUAUCGAAUGCAACAUGAAAGUAUAUCAUUGGUUGAGGAGAAGCAACUCCUUAGAGAAAUCAAGCAGCUUGAGGGGACAAGGGAAAAAGUUAUCGCUAAUGCUGCUAUGAAGGCAAAGAUUGAGGAUUCUUUGGGUCAGAAAGAGGCUAUUCAAGAUCAAGUCAAACUUAUUGGAGUUGAUUUGGAUGGAGUACGAAAGGAGCAACAGGAAAUUAGGGCAAAAAUCAAGCAUUUUGAGGAAGAACUGAAGGCUAUUGACAACGAAAUUAGUUCAUUACAGGGGGAACUGACAGUUGUGAACCAGAAAAGGGAUAAGGCAUAUGAAAGCCUUGUUGAAUUGAGAAAACAGCGUGAUGAAGGGAAUGCUCACUACUUCCAGAAUCGUUCGACCUUAAACAAUGCCCGGGACCUUGCUGCAAAGAAGGAUGUGGCAGCCCUAGAAGAAUUAUCUCACAUUGAGGUUGAGAAAUUCAUAUCCAUUUGGAGCAGGAAUAAGUCUUUUAGAGAUGAUUAUGAGAAAAGAAUCUUGCCAUCACUUGAUAUCCGGCAGUUGAGUAGGGAUGGGAGAAUGAGGAACCCUGAUGAGAAGCCACUAGUUUUAGAGGCACCAGCAGCUAGUGAGCCAGAGGCAGUGGCAAAGAUAAACAUAAAACAACCGAAGGAAGAGCCUAAACCCAUUCCCCAACAUGACACGAUCCCCAUCAAGAAGGUACAGAAAGAACAUAACAGUAAAUUGACAGAGUUAGUAUCCACCACAAAAGCUGGUGAUCCAGAUGAGGAGAGCGUCUCAUUGUCUGAAAAAACAGUAAAGGAGCCAUCUACCACCAAUGAGAUUGAUGCAGAAAAGUUGAAAGAGAUGAAAAGAGAAGAGGAAAUUGCGAAAGCGAAGCAAGCUUUUGAGAGGAAGAAGAAGUUGGCAGAGAAAGCAGCAGCGAAGGCGGCUGUAAGGGCUCAAAAGGAAGCUGAAAAGAAGCUCAAGGAGCGUGAAAAGAGAGCAAAGAAAAAGGCUGCAGCAUCAGCAACUCCUGCCGGUUCUGAGGAGCAAGCUGAGGCAAAUGGAGAGGUUGCCGAACCAGAGGCGGCGGAAGAAAACAUUGAAUCUCCAGUUCCGUCCAAAAUUAAAGAGCAGAAGGAGAACCCUGUGAAUGUUAGGUACAGAAAUCGAGCAAAAGGUCAAGAUCCAGUUCCAAAGGCAAAAAUGACGUUUAGACGCAAAAAGUCAACUCCAUACUGGGUAUGGGCUGCUCCUGCAGCUUUGCUAGUGGUGGUGCUUGUAGCAGUUGGCUACUACUAUUUUCUGUGAGAAACUAACGAAGAAUUAGCUUUAGACCAAUUUUCCAGCUGACGAGCUUGCAGCUGGUUUGGCCUUGUAGUAGGGAAAUUCUUGUUCUUUGCAUCCUUGAGAGGGGGGAUGGCUCUAAGCUCAUAAUGUUAUUGGUUGCUAAUGUGUGGUGCUGAGGUAAUUUUAGGAAGCAGCCAAAGCUUUUUUUGUUUUUUCUUUUCUUUUUUGGUUUGAGUGGUAUACUAUAAAAUUGUGACAAUUACCAGAACAUUUUACAUUUUAAUUAGAAGACAUAGCUGGAUGCUUGGACCUUGCUCAAAUUUGUUUUGGAUGCUAUCA
This is a messenger RNA of Nelumbo nucifera (sacred lotus), 2396 nucleotides long. The record is from RefSeq and is a predicted model, not a curated record. Lineage: Eukaryota; Viridiplantae; Streptophyta; Magnoliopsida; Proteales; Nelumbonaceae.